AUGAACGCCGCAUUUCCUCCAGAGUUUCAUGGUUUCUCAGAAGAAGGAGACAGCGGAAUGCCCACGACUUGGUCGCUAGACAUCCUUGUGAAGCGCGCCCAAGCUGAGAUACCGGACUAUCAUGAGGUGACUGCAAGUCACGACAUUAGGUUCGCCGGUCCGUUUGGAGACGCACAGAUUCCCAAUAGGAAGCACAUCAUUCCAGCCGAGGCGUCAGAGAUGAUGCUCAUCGUUGGUUCGUACGUUCAUGAAUCAAACGCAUCCGAAACUAUUGUCUAUGCUUUUGUGUAUGGGGUAAACGCGAACCAAAUUGGUUUCAUGUAUAUGGAUGAGCAAGGCAAAGCUGAACGUCUUGACGUCUGUAGAUGCAAGGAGAUCAACUUCCAGACCCCGUUUUGCUACCUCGGCGACAACGACUUAGGUCAGCAGUCAGUUCGCCUCAUGCUACGGCCGUUUCUCUUAUUCAACUUCCUUAGUGCAAACUAUCUCGAUACUAUCACGCACUACAAGAGUUUCUGGACAGAUCUCACAAAAGCAUUUUCAUGGAUCGCCAACAAGGGUCGCAGACCCGAUACAGGCUUGAGUAAGCCGAAAACAUCAGCUAAAGCGGCAAACCCAAAGUCUAUGCUUCACGAGUAUUUUGCCGAGGAUUCUACUUCUAAGCCUCAAGCAGUAGCAUCAAAGCUCGAAGAAGAUGAGGAUCCAGUUCAACCUCGAAUCAAACGCCGAGACUAUGGUGGUUCCAGUACCAUUCAAAAUCCGCAAUCCGUCCCUGUCUCGCCCUCGACCCCCGAAGAACCGCCCGUAACCCAUGAUCAUGAAGCAGGCCUCCAAGCAUUGGCAUCACAGCACGAAAAAGAAGUUACCAGGCUCAGGAACGAGCUGGAUGCGAUGAGACAGCGUAGUGAUCUCGUCCACAACGCAUACAACGGACUCAAGCGGAACCACGACCAGCUCUCGAUAGCGUAUAGUAAAGCUGUCAAGGAUAUCCACCAGGUUCGUGCGCGUUAUCUAGAAAGCUCAGAGAGCAGUAAGAGGUGGAAAACACGGGCUGAAGACGCUGAGAAACGAGAAACGACACUCAAAGCCCAACGCCGUGAAGACAGAGCUAAGAUGGCUCGAGCUCGCCAGUUGCUUGAGACGUCAGAAUCAGACGAUGAAGCAGAGGUAGUUGGGGCCCCGUCUUGA
Messenger RNA from Pyrenophora tritici-repentis Pt-1C-BFP, 1188 nucleotides. RefSeq lists its product as uncharacterized. The record is from RefSeq and is a predicted model, not a curated record. NCBI's taxonomy places the organism in Eukaryota, Fungi, Ascomycota, Dothideomycetes, Pleosporales, Pleosporaceae.